UCUCACUGGCUAGGAUGCAAGCAUGAUGGCAGGAGCUGGAGCAGACUUGGAACCCAGAGAUGGAAGCCACAGGUUGAGUAUGGCAGAGACUCUAGCAGCUCUGGACUUCUUACCUUUGGAUAGCUAAGAAUGAGGGACACUGUCACUCCGGAGACUGUUAAUGGCUUCUCGAACCAGCAGUGGUGCUCACCAGGGUUCUGUUUCUCCCAGCUGGCACCCUCACAAAGCCAGCCUCUGGGCUGCCCUGGUUUUUCAUGAUGUCAUCCAUUCAUCAUUGUGAGCUGAUUGGUGGUCCCAGGCCUUGGCCAGCUGCCCAAGGCCAAGGGGCCAGAGAGAGAUCCCAGGCCAAAUGUGCAGCAGGCCCCUGAGUAUGUGCGGAUAUGUCAUCAGUUCCACAUGGAAAGACUUGGUGGAACUCGAAGAAGGCAGUAAAAGUCACAAGAUCCUAUCCAACCUUCCCUGCCCUGAAUGCCUGGAAAGAAUUCAGGGGCCUCAUGCCUGUGGAUGGGGAACCAAACCCUGGAGUGGACCUGGGUGUGGAGGAGGGACUGCUCUGCCAGAUGGUUCACUCUCCAGAAUUCAACCUGUUUCCUGACUCAGCGGUGUUUGAAAGCAACUUUGUCCAGGUCAAAAAGGGCAGGAACUGGGUGGACCUCUGCAAAGCCUGCAACACCAUGGCCCUUGGGGUAACCUCCUCCGUGCCCUGCCUGCCCCUUCCCAACAUUCUCCUGGUGGCCCACGUCAAAUGGCACCAGGGGCAGAGCCAGACAUGGAACAGACCGUCUGAAGCCCCAAACAUCAUCCUGAAGAGGGUUCUCCCACUGAAGCUUGUGGAGCUUCAGAUCUGUGACCGCCUUCAUCGCAUCCUGCAGUUGAGGACGGUGACAGAGAAGAUCUAUUACCUAAGGCUCCACCCUGACCAUCCCGAGACUGUCUUCCACUUCUGGAUCCGACUGGUUCAAAUUCUGCAGAAGGGCCUGUCCAUCACCACCAAAGACCCUCGGAUUCUUGUCACCCACUGUCUGGUACCCAAGAACACCUGCAGCCCCGCGGGAGACUCUAAGUUAGUAGAGGAGAAACUCCAAGCCUCCCAGCCCAGCGAGAGCCUCAUGCGGCUGAUGGCCGUGGGGGAGAGUGAGGCCCUGUCUCAGAUUUUUGCCGACUUGCACCAGCACAAGCUCUUCAGGAGCAGCAAAAAGACCAAGGCCAAAAAGGACAGCUCAGAAAAAAGCACUCCCACGGAAGACAGCAUCCCGUGCACCCGCGACCUCAGUUGGAGGGCUUCCUUCACCUAUGGAGAGUGGGAAAGAGAGAACCCCUCUGGGCCGCAGCCCCUCUCACUCCUCAGCACUCUGGCAGCUUCCACAGGGCCACAGCUGGCCUCGUUCAUAGGAAAUUCUAUGUGAGCCACCCUUUCACACUGCGGAGGAACUAAGCAGCCCUCGCCAACACCACCGUGCAGCAUUCAGCUUUCUGAGGGACUAUCUGGAUGGAGGGGAGGAGAAAGCUGCAACUAAGGAAACACUAGAUUCGUCUCAGGCUGAUAGCAGAGCCUUUCCUUGGAGAACCAUCUGGGAGCAUCACUUCCGGAGGAGAAGCAAUAUUCCAGCAUGUAACUUCCGUGACCUCACCACCACACCUCACCACACCUCACCUCCAGGCCACCAGGCAGGCACAAAAAGCGGUGAUCUCAGAAGGGUCAGGACCAAGAGAUGGAGAGAAGGAAGGAAAGGAAUGCAGGACCAGAGGAGAGGUGGAAGAGAACAAAAUGGAGAUGAAGAAGAAGGUAGAGGGAGGAAGUCAGAGAAGAAGGGUGAUACAGAGAGGUGGUAAGAGAAGGAAACAGAAGAGACUUUGGAGAAAAGCUGAAGAGGACAGGAGAAGAAAUACACCUCUGAGAGAUGCCUCACCCAGCUUCUAUUUAUCUAAUUUAAAACUUGAAAGUAAGGCCAUAUACCAAAACAAGAAAUGUCUUUUCUUCUCUGCUCAGACUACUCUGGAUAAGUAUGAAGGGUCAGAAAUGAUUUCCACCCAAGGGCCUCUCCAUAAAUUUCCCUUGUUGCCAGUUUUUCUUGUUAGUUCCUCUUUUCUGAUUCAAGUUUUGGCCCUUCUUCCUUAGCCUAUUCCUUAACUUGGACUUCCUAGUCCUUGUGUUCCAAGUGAAGGUUUGGGUUUGAGGCUGCAGAAAGAUUCCUGCAGGAGAAAGUCAGGCAAGGUGUGUGAGAUAGGGGGAAUUUCUCUUUUGGGUUCAAACUUUCUAAGUUUGUUGCUGUUUCAGUCCUACAAACACUGGCUCAAUUUCUUUUGCAUAUGACACCCCCUUGAAAUGUUGACAUACCUUGUUAGUGCUUAUUAAAUGAUCGGUUCCAAAGAGAGGAGAUACAAGAUCAAAGCACAGGUAAAAUCAGAGGUUCAUAAAUUGUAAAUCAAGAGAGUCACUAAGGAGUGUCUGUCCAAUGAUCCAUGGGCUGGCCUCUUUGUUUAAUAUGUGCAAUAUUUCACAUUCAAUAAAAACCAGACUGUGAGUAUUUCAGAAAGGAUGCCCAAUCUUCCAACUUGAAAGCGUUUUGGACUUUUUGCUUUGAUCUAAGAUUUCCUAGGAGAGUCUUUUUCUUCACCAAAGUGUUUUUCAGACUGAAAAUAUUGGAGGGCUAAAAAGUAAGCUCCUAGAUCACUGUCAUGCUUUCCAAGGAUGAGUUAGGUCCUAAUUCUUGGUGAUUUCGAUAUCCACAUAGAUGGUCCUUCCCAUAUCCUGAUCGCUGUUCCUUGAACCACUGCCCAAUGGUCCCAGCCUUCACCAUCCUCAGCCACUGACUCCCCUGAUUUUACCCUAGAGUUUGUCAUUCAUAACUGUACCGACCCCAUUAUUCCCAUUCUCCAGCUAUCCCACCUCCUAUCUUUCCCUCUGAGUCCAGUAAUCCUUCCACCCCACCGAUCCUACAAUUUAUUACUCCUUCUGGGUUUUCACUGUCCCCCACUCUCCUCAUGUCCUCAUUUUCCUUCCUGACAGCCUAGAUUCUGUGAUGAACCAUUAUCAUCACGCCCUUACACGCACCUCAGCACCGACAUGAAAGGCAACAUGAAAAUUCUGUAAACUGGACCCAGCUCCAAACACAUUAAUACUACGAAUAGGCCCUUUUCCAACUAUAUACCUGAGUUUAGCUGCUCAUGAAAACUUACACACACCACCCCAUUCUGAAAUAUGCCCCUCCCUCAGCACCUCAACCCCUUUGAGUCUUUAUUCUUUAUUCUGUUCACAUGGCUGAGUCCAAUUCUCCACUCGCUCAAUGCCUGCACCAUGCCGCUAAACUUGCCUGGAGAAAACCGCAUGAGAUCCUCACCAGUCCCACCUCAGAGUCAUAAUCACAAGCCUACGGAGGGUCCUUAAUGUCUCCUGGAGGUCAUACUGUGUUUUCCUUAUCUAUUCUCUCUGCUGAAUGGCUGUUUCACAUCUUCGCUCUCCUCCAGCCCAGUGCCUCCUAAUGACCCAGCUUUCCAUUGCACUGAGAACAUAGUAACAAUUGAAAGAGAACUCCAAGCUCUCACCACCACGUCUACCACUUACCUGGAACCAGACCCACAGAUCUAGUUUCUCUCCUUGUUGUUAUGGAAGAACUGUCUCCCCUCUAAGCAAAGUCCAACUCUUCCCCUUGUGUGCUGGAUCUCCUCCCAUCUCACCUACUCAAGGACAUUGCUCCAGCAACUCUCCGUUCGUUUUCCUACGUCAUCAGUUUGAUCCUCGCUCCUAAAUCCUUCCCACCAGCAAUCAGAAAGCUGGUAUUUCUUCUAAACAUACUGUUAUUUGUUCCAUUUAAAAACCGAACAAAAUAAAACAAAACCUCUCUUGGCCCUUCUGCCGCUGCCGCUCCAUUUUCUCCACUCCUAUAUGGUAAACUCUUUGAAAGGGUUUCCACUCCAAUUUCUUCCCAUUCUUUCUUGAACAACUCCAGUAGGUUUGUGCACCCACUACCCCAGCAAGCCUGAUCCCCACAUUGCAAAGCCACUGGCCAACAUCUCACCGUUAGCAGCAUGUGACAUAUGUGACUACUCCUUUCUCCUUGAAACAGUUUCUUCACCUGGAUUCGAGAACACUGCACGCUCCUGGCCUUCCUCCUCCUUCACUGGCUUUUCUUUUGAGUCUCAUUUGCCGAUUCAUUCUCAUCAACACCCCUCCACCAUCUCUGAACAUUAGAAAUUUCCAAGACUCGGUCCUCGGUUCUCUUCUAAUGAAAACUCAUGGUUUUCAUAUCACAUAUAUACU
Messenger RNA from Rhinolophus ferrumequinum (greater horseshoe bat), 4261 nucleotides. RefSeq names its product golgi associated RAB2 interactor 1B (gene GARIN1B). NCBI's taxonomy places the organism in Eukaryota, Metazoa, Chordata, Mammalia, Chiroptera, Rhinolophidae. The transcript has 9 exons. Bases 381 to 1406 code for a protein of 341 amino acids. Gene Ontology annotation, cellular component: nucleus. The record is from RefSeq and is a predicted model, not a curated record.